UAGCCACAAUGGCCUGUAAUGGCUUAGUCAAAGGAAGUCAGGCUUUUUGCAAACAAAAAAAAAAAAAGGAAAAACCUUGCAAAAGUGUGUACCAGGCUGACAAUGGGCACAAUGGCUACUGGGCACUGUCUUUAUGUAAAAUGCUGUAAUCUGUGAAUUCACUGUGGAUCAGGCAGAACACAGAAGCCUGUUGUCUUGAAUUAUCUUCAAGACCAUUGCACUUUAUGGAACUGAAUGAAGCUGACUUGCAAAAGAAAAAACAAAAACAUGAAAACUAAGCAGCCUCCUUUGCUCUUUGGCAGGGUGAAGUAGAGAAAUAACGCCUCCCCGCUGAACUACUAUGAGGCCAGAAGCCUUGCUGCUAUGUCUCACACUGCUACACAGCACUGGGGCUGGUUUCCCAGAAGACUCUGAGCCAAUCAGUAUUUCGCAUGGCAACUAUACAAAACAGUAUCCGGUGUUUGUGGGCCACAAGCCAGGACGGAACACCACGCAGAGGCACAGGCUGGACAUCCAGAUGAUCAUGGUCAUGAACAGAACCCUCUACGUUGCUGCUCGGGACCAUAUUUAUACUGUUGAUAUAGACACAUCCCACACAGAAGAAAUUUAUUGUAGCAAAAAACUGACAUGGAAAUCUAGACAGGCUGAUGUAGACACGUGCAGGAUGAAGGGGAAACAUAAGGAUGAGUGUCACAAUUUCAUUAAAGUUCUUCUCAAGAAGAAUGACGAUACUCUGUUUGUCUGUGGAACCAAUGCCUUCAACCCUUCCUGCAGAAACUACAAGGUCGAUACUUUGGAAACUUUUGGGGAUGAAUUUAGCGGAAUGGCCAGAUGCCCUUAUGAUGCCAAACAUGCCAACAUCGCUCUGUUUGCAGAUGGAAAACUCUCCUCUGCAUUGGUGACUGACUUCCUGGCCAUUGAUGCAGUCAUUUACAGGAGCCUUGGAGACAGCCCUACCCUCAGGACAGUCAAACAUGAUUCAAAGUGGCUGAAAGAACCGUACUUUGUCCAAGCAGUGGAUUAUGGGGACUAUAUCUACUUCUUCUUCAGAGAAAUUGCAGUAGAGUACAACACCAUGGGGAAGGUUGUUUUCCCCAGGGUGGCUCAAGUUUGUAAGAAUGACAUGGGAGGGUCUCAGAGAGUCCUGGAGAAGCAGUGGACAUCUUUCCUGAAGGCUCGCCUGAACUGCUCAGUGCCUGGAGACUCUCAUUUUUAUUUCAAUAUACUCCAGGCAGUUACAGAUGUGAUUCGCAUUAAUGGCCGUGAUGUUGUCUUGGCAACCUUUUCCACACCUUAUAACAGCAUCCCCGGGUCUGCAGUCUGUGCCUACGACAUGCUAGACAUUGCCAAUGUUUUUACUGGGAGAUUCAAGGAACAGAAAUCUCCCGAUUCUACUUGGACACCAGUUCCAGAUGAGCGAGUCCCUAAGCCCGGGCCAGGUUGUUGUGCCGGCUCAUCGUCUUUAGAAAGAUAUACAACCUCCAAUGAGUUUCCUGAUGACACCCUGAACUUCAUUAAGACACAUCCACUCAUGGACGAGGCAGUACCUUCCAUCAUCAACCGACCAUGGUUCCUGAGAACGAUGGUCAGAUACCGCCUGACCAAAAUUGCAGUAGACAACGCUGCUGGGCCGUAUCAGAAUCACACUGUGGUUUUCCUGGGAUCAGAAAAGGGAAUCAUCUUGAAGUUCUUGGCCAGGAUAGGAAGCAGUGGUUUCCUAAAUGGCAGCCUUUUCCUGGAGGAGAUAAAUGUUUACAACCCAGAGAAGUGCAGCUACGAUGGCGUGGAAGACAAAAGGAUUAUGGGCAUGCAGCUUGACAGAGCAAGUGGCUCACUGUAUGUUGCUUUCUCUACCUGUGUAAUAAAGGUGCCUCUUGGCCGGUGUGAACGACAUGGCAAGUGUAAAAAAACCUGUAUUGCCUCCAGAGAUCCAUACUGUGGGUGGGUGAAGGAAAGUGGUUCCUGCGCCCAUCUGUCACCCCUUAGCAGGCUGGCUUUUGAACAGGACAUAGAGCGUGGCAAUACAGAUGGCCUAGGAGACUGUCACAAUUCCUUCGUGGCACUGAAUGGAGUGAUUCGGGAAAGUUACCUCAAAAGCAAGGACCAGCUCGUUCCGGUUACCCUCUUGGCCAUUGCAGUCAUUCUGGCUUUUGUCAUGGGGGCCGCCUUCUCGGGCAUCAUCGUGUAUUGUGUGUGCGAUCACCGGCGCAAAGACGUGGCAGUAGUGCAGCGCAACAGUGGCCUCUUUGGGGACACCCAGUCCAAAGACCCAAAGCCUGAGGCCAUCCUCACUCCACUCAUGCACAACGGCAAGCUGGCCACGCCUAGCAACACGGCCAAAAUGCUCAUCAAGGCUGAUCAGCAUCACCUAGACCUCACCGCCCUGCCCACCCCAGAAUCCACUCCGACACUGCAGCAGAAGCGGAAGCCCAACCGCGGCAGCCGCGAGUGGGAGAGGAACCAGAACCUCAUCAAUGCCUGCACCAAGGACAUGCCCCCUAUGGGCUCCCCUGUGAUUCCCACGGACCUGCCCCUUCGGGCUUCCCCAAGCCACAUCCCCAGCGUGGUGGUCCUGCCCAUCACGCAGCAGGGCUACCAGCAUGAGUACGUGGAUCAGCCCAAAAUGAGCGAGGUGGUGGCUCAGAUGGCACUGGAGGACCAGGCUGCCACCCUGGAGUAUAAGACCAUCAAAGAGCACCUGAGCAGCAAGAGUCCCAACCACGGGGUGAACCUUGUGGAGAACCUGGACAGCCUGCCUCCUAAAGUUCCACAGCGUGAGGCCUCCUUGGGCCCCCCAGGAGCCUCACUGUCACAGACCGGCCUAAGCAAGCGGCUGGAAAUGCAUCACUCCUCCUCCUAUGGGCUUGAGUAUAAGAGGAGCUACCCCACGAACUCGCUCACGAGAAGCCACCAGGCCGCCACUCUCAAAAGAAACAAUACUAACUCCUCCAAUUCCUCCCACCUCUCCAGGAACCAGAGCUUUGGCCGGGGAGAUAACCCGCCUCCCGCCCCGCAGCGGGUGGACUCUAUCCAGGUGCACAGCUCGCAGCCCCCUGGCCAGGCCGUGACUGUUUCGAGGCAGCCCAGCCUCAAUGCCUACAACUCACUGACGAGGUCGGGACUGAAGCGCACCCCCUCGCUAAAGCCAGACGUACCCCCCAAACCCUCCUUUGCUCCCCUUUCCACAUCCAUGAAGCCCAAUGAUGCCUGUACAUAAUCUCUGGGGUUGGGGCCCAGGAGUCGAAGCAUCAGACGAGGUGAGGCACCCAUCCAGUUCAGCAAGGUCUCCACUGCCUCAAGGAUCCACCCGACCAAGAUGGCCCUGGAGGAGUUGAGGAUGCUGGGUCCUCCUCCCUGGGACACAGGGACACUGAAAAUCAGGCCAUGUGGUUUGGUGAAGGUUUAGCAACAGUCACCUCCAUUCUCUUCCUUCACACUCCCCCACAUCGUACAGCAGGUCGGACUCACAAAAGACUUGAGUAUCAUAACAAACAUGAGCCAAAAGCACAUUCGUACCCUGUCCCCACAUUAACACACACCCACA
Cricetulus griseus (Chinese hamster) is the source of this 3544-nucleotide messenger RNA. NCBI's taxonomy places the organism in Eukaryota, Metazoa, Chordata, Mammalia, Rodentia, Cricetidae. The record is from RefSeq and is a predicted model, not a curated record.